Molecule: messenger RNA, 2404 nt
Organism: Eucalyptus grandis
Lineage: Eukaryota; Viridiplantae; Streptophyta; Magnoliopsida; Myrtales; Myrtaceae
Product: protein DETOXIFICATION 51-like
Biological process (GO): xenobiotic detoxification by transmembrane export across the plasma membrane
Cellular component (GO): membrane
Molecular function (GO): antiporter activity; xenobiotic transmembrane transporter activity
Source: RefSeq, a predicted model, not a curated record
CCAUCUGUCUUUGCGAAGUAAAAGGGCAGAGCAAAGCCUCAAGCUUUCCCCCCACAUCCAUACAUAACAUCAACUGCUGCAACUGCAGCAGAAACAGAAAGCAGAAAAACAGAGUGCUCUCCACGAGAGUAUCUCUCUCUCUCUUUCUCUCUCCCUCCCUCCCUCCCUCUCUCUGUAAGUUCUUGAACUUGUGAGCAGAGAGUUUCGAAUCCGAGCGGCGAAACACUGAGUGUUGAGAUUGGAUUUGGCCCCAUCUUGAAUUCAUCAUCAUCAUCAUCAUCGUUCAAUCGUCGCGCACCGAGAAAUGUGCAACCCGGGCACCUCCGUGGCCACGGCCGAGAAGGCCACGCAGCUGCCGCCGCCGACCCAUCUCUUGCUCGACCUCCUCUCCCUCCCCGCCGGGAAGCAAGAAGAGUCCCCGGAGCCUGAGAGGGCCGCGCAGCCGCCGCCGCCGCUGCCGCAGACCCAUCUCUUACUCGACCUCCUCUCCCUCCCCGGCGUGAAGCAAGAAGAGUCCCCGGAGCCCGACGAGGCCACCACCUCGUUCCCCUCCGUCGCGGAGGCCAGGUCCCUGUUGGCGCUCGCCCUCCCCAUCGCCCUCACCGCGCUCAUCCUCUACUCCCGCUCCGCCCUGUCCAUGAUCUUCCUCGGCCGCCUCGGCGACACCGAGCUCGCCGCCGGGUCCCUCGCCAUCGCCUUCGCCAACAUCACGGGCUACUCGGUGCUCUCCGGGCUGGCCCUCGGCAUGGAGCCGCUCUGCUCGCAGGCCUUCGGGGCCCGCCGCCCGAAGCUGCUCGCCGUCACCCUCCACCGCUCCGUCGUCUUCCUCCUCGCCUGCUCCGUCCCCAUCUCCCUCCUCUGGCUCAACAUGCAGAGGGUCCUCAUCUACUUGCGUCAGGACCCCAGCAUCACCCGCAUUGCCCACACGUAUCUCCUCUUCUCCCUCCCCGACCUCCUCACCAACUCCUUCCUCCACCCAAUCCGCAUUUACCUCCGCGCUCAGGGCAUCACCCACCCCCUCACGUUAGCCUCCCUCCUCGGCACGAUCUUCCACGUCCCCGUCAACCUCUUCCUCGUCCGCCGCCUCCGCCUCGGCGUGGCCGGAGUCGCCGCCGGGUCGGCCGCCUCGAACGCCUUCGCCCUCAUCGCGCUCGUGGUUUACGUGUGGGCGGCGCGGCUGCACGAGCCAACGUGGAGGAGCCCCGGCUGGGACUGCUUUGCCGGGUGGCGGCCACUGCUCCGGCUCGCCGGGCCGAGCUGCGUCUCAGUCUGCCUCGAAUGGUGGUGGUACGAGAUCAUGAUCGUGCUGUGCGGGCUGCUGGCGGACCCGAAGUCGGCCGUGGCCGCCAUGGGGAUCCUGAUCCAGACCACCUCGCUGCUCUACGUGUUCCCGUCCUCGCUCGGCUUCGCCGUGUCGACCCGCGUCGGGAACGAGCUCGGCGCGGACCGGCCGGCCGGGGCUCGGCUCUCCUCCGCGGUGGCGGGGGCCCUCGCGGCAGGGAUGGGGAUGUGCGCGGCGGCGUUCUCGUGGGCCAUGCGGGACACGUGGGGACGCAUGUUCACCCAGGACGAGACGAUCCUGCGGCUGGUGUCGGCGGCGCUGCCGAUCCUCGGGCUGUGCGAGCUCGGCAACUGCCCGCAGACCGUCGGGUGCGGCGUGCUGCGGGGGUGCGCGCGACCUUGCACAGCCGCAAACGUCAACCUGGGCGCCUUCUACCUGGUGGGGAUGCCGGCGGCGAUCGGACUCGGGUGGGUCGGGGUCGGGUUCUGUGGGCUCUGGGUGGGGCUGCUCUCGGCCCAAGUUUGCUGCGCGGGGCUUAUGUUGUAUGUGGUGGGGACCACGGACUGGGGUUUCCAGGCGAAGCGGGCCCAGAUGUUGACGUGUAACGGCUGUGGGGACGGAGGGCUCGGGCGUAGUCUCGACGACGAAAAGCAGCCGUUGAUUUGCGACGACGAGGAGACUCCGUCGCGAUGAUCACCGUAGGAUGAAGAAAGUCAGUAACUCCUUUAAUGUAGCUUUUUUUCCUUCUUUUUUUUUUCUCUCUAUUUUCUUCUUUUGUAUCUUUUUUUUUUUUUCAUUAUUUUAGGAUCUCUCUCUCUCUCUCUCUCUCUCUCUCUCUCUCUCUCUCUCUCUUUUUUGGUGAGGUAUUGAAAUUCUUUUUUUGGGAGGGUGGAUUACUAAGAGCAGAAAUUUUUGGUUCUCGUUCGGCAUUUCUUGCUCUACCCAGAAAAAGAGAAGUCACUUUUUUUGGCCAUCAUCAAUUUGACGUUACUUAUGUAUAAAUCUAAUCUUCUCUUACCCUUUCGCAAAUUUCCUUUUCGGAUUUUUGUGACAUUUUGUGAACAAGGGGAUGUCGAAUUUCUGGUCAGUGCCGCCCAUCCUUACAACCUCAGCAUUCGUCUG